AUGGGGAGACGGGCAACUGACCUGACCACUCCGGUUCCAGUUUUAGGCGUUCCGGCCUUGGUCGGGGUGCGUGCCUGGAAGACAACAGGAGGAGACAGAGGUGGGGGGACUCUGCUGAAGACGUGGGGACUUCAGUGCAGCGUUGGCGUUCAGACGUCCCCGAGGAUUAGCAAACCACCCACUGAGCUACCCGACACCCUCUCAGAGAACAUUACUCAAACAUCCGACGGAUAUAAUACCAAGGAAGCAACGGAGAUACCGCCGCUAACGAGAAGUGACAACGAGAAAAAGACUAUUCUAAAACAGAAAACUGGAGAAGCCAAGAUCAAAAAGGAAGUGACUUUCAAAGGAUGUGGAGGUGAUGCCUCAAAGGAUGUGGCCUGCUGUCGGAAGAGGAGUGGAGGGACUUAUUGCUAUGCCAGGGCAAUCAGAAGCAAUUCACUCAUAACAAGUGGAAGACCUAAAUUGAAAUCUGGUCCCCGUUACACCAAUGGCAGCGUGGUUGAUUCAGAGGCCAUUGGUGGAAUUAGCGUAGUUAACGACGAGCAAGAGCCAGUAAAGGGAGCUGUCUCUCAUGGGAGGGAUCCGCAGAAUCAUUAUGCAGAUCAGACUGAGAAGAUGCCGCCAUUAAUUGGUGCCCGACCUUUCGCUGUAUCUGGGAAAAUAUGCAGCAAUUGUGGUGGGAGGCAGCCAGUGACUUCCAGAGCUGCCAUUAGAAGCAGGAACAGUUCUAGUCCUUAUUCAUAUCUCACAGAGAAACCUUUAAAUCAACCAUUCACGCCACUUUUAACUAAUAACCAUUCCCAGGCACCUCACAUUGAAAAAAACUCCUUGAACAGCACCCUUAACCCUGACAAAAGCCCACAGACUAUAGUGGAACCACAAACACAGCACGUAAAUGAGCUAAAAGAUGUUAAAACGCCCUACCCUGCAUGCCCAGUGCACGCAAGAGGCCAUCUGGCCAAUCUGUCAGAUGAGCAGGCUGUCAGAGAUGGGGCAUCCAUCCAACCUGCAACCGUCCUACAUUCUAAGACCAUCACUGUCACAAAAGCCACGAUUGAAAGCAGACAGGAUGUAAAGUCAUUGGCUAAAUUCCCACAAUACAGUGACAAAAACUUCCCAGCAAGUCUUAAUUGGACUCCUGAAAUAGCUAAAAAAUCAGACAUGUCACGUUCAAACUGUAACCCUCUUUUAUGUGAGACAGCGCACUACAACUCUGCCCAAGAUCCUGGGCCUAAAAAUGUGUCUGUUUCCGUGCAUGCCUCACCUGAUAAUGCCAUAAGUCCACCUUCAUAUAUGUAUACUGUAGCAAAGGGAACUGGAAACACAUCCACCACAGGCACAGACAAAUCAAACACAACUUUUCCUCUGGAAGUUGGGUCCACUAAUAGUAAUGAUGCUAAAGCUGAUGCUCAAGAAAAAAACUUGAACUCAAUACAAAAAGUUCAGAGAAGCGAAGCAAAGGGCAAAUUUAACUUCCCCAGAAUGGAUGCUAAAUUACCAGCGUCAUCCUUGCCAGCAAACAUAUUUGACCACACUGAGAAAUCAGAGCCAAAUGUAAGUCUCACACCUGAAAGCUCAUCUUGUUACGCUUUUAAACCCCAAAAGGAGCCCCAGUCGGGCCCUAUCGGCCCAUCAGCAGAUAGAGUUCUGAACAGCGUGGUGAACUCACCUAUGGUGUCUUCCCCACAUUCACUUGUGAGCACUUUUAAUCAUAAAGCCCAUUUAACCGAAUUUAUGUCAGUGAGCACACAAUUCUCGUCUGUGGCUUCAAAAAUCGACUUAAUUCAAACGAGCACAUCAAACUCUGAGUCUGCGCUUCGUGUUUCUGCAUCUUCCGUACACACAUCUGCUACAUUUAAAUCUUUAGACUCAAAGGAAAAGUUGCCUAAAAGUGAAGCUCUCAGCUCCACAAGUAAACAAGGUAAUGGCACCUCCUACAAAAAUAUAACAUGCAGGACCAUCACAUUUGAUUUGAGGAAACCCACGACCCCCUCUUACUCACCAUUAUCUUCACAAAGAGAAAAACAAAAUAAUCUCCUGGCAUCAAGUGCAACUUUGCCACAGUCCAAAAAACUUAGCGGUGAUGAAGCCUCUGACACAAGCAAACAUCGUCUCUCACAAACAACAGACAUCAAAACUCAUGAAGGUAAUGAGCCAAAUGUUUGGGGUGUCAUUCCUAAUCAGGAAAACAACUCAAAAACGACUCCACCCGUGUCUGAGAAGCGAAACGUGUCAGAAAAUCAUGACAGAGGCGGUGAUGCUAACAGCCAUCACCCAAAACAAACCAUUAAUCGGAACGAGGACCUGUACUCUGAUCUAAACGAAGUAAGGGGUAAUCUAAUCAGUCAGUUAGUUGCACACGAGUCUAAACACCAGGCAAAUGGCGAUCUUUCACAGGUCACUUGCCCUCAGAAUUGCAUUUACUUAAUUAAGUCAAGCAGCUCUUGUUUGCAGGGUUGUCUGAGCACGGAACAACAGAAGCUUGCACAUUAUCAACGCCGCACAGGAACAGAAAGGCACAGCGCAGGACAGUCCACACCAAAACCCUCCCAGCACGCAGAUCCAAGCAUGCAACAGUUUGAAUCAGUUAGCGACGCCAGCGCAAACCUUAAAUCCACUAGCAACGGGCAGGCCCAUCCCAUUUAUGCACCGUCCUCACUGACGUCACAAACUAACUGGAAAACAUUCAACUCACGCAAAGACGAGCUGGUAAAACCCGCCGUCCAGUCUCCGGCCUGCCAAAACUCAGUUUUUUUUACCACAUUACUUACACAAGCACACUCAAGUGGAGAACGGCGUGUCACUGCGCCAGCAUCAUUAAGGAGUGAAGGAGAGCUCCGCGCAUCAAUGGGCACCCGGCAUAAUUCCACGAUGCCAUCGUCAACAUUACGCUUGGCAUCCGGUCCCUGCCUCCAGUCCAGUUCAAAGUUUAACCCUGCUCCCUCUCAGUCGUCCCCAGAGGAAAACAGCCUGGUUCUGUCCCGCCCAGCGGACACGGACGUGUCUCUGCAGCCCUCUACAGAGUGUUGCAAAUCAACCCUGCAGCAGAGGCUGGAGGCAGUGGAGGCCAGCCUGGAAGCCAACAAGGACCGGAUCACCACGCUGCUCAACAUCAUCCACGACCUGGAGACAUCUCACACUCCCACCGGCAGGCGACAGUGCUGCAAAACCGGACAGGAUCUGAAAAGCUGUUCCACCUGCCAGAAGACUGCUUGCAUCGUGUACAGUGUUGAAUAUGACUUCAGGCAACAGGAAAAAGGCUUUUUGGACGUUCUGAACCGCUCACCAGAUCAUGACAACACUUUAUCUGCACAUCUUGACCGGCCUUUAAACUUCAACCUGCUCAGAAAUGCCAUUAUCAAGAACUUGAGAAAGACUAAACUGAAAAGCAAAAAGUUUGGCAAGACCCUGCUCAAGUGGCUUCCAAGGAAAAUUCAGAAAGCUUAG
Messenger RNA from Menidia menidia (Atlantic silverside), 3450 nucleotides. The record is from the annotation of a GenBank genome assembly. Lineage: Eukaryota; Metazoa; Chordata; Actinopteri; Atheriniformes; Atherinopsidae.